Myodes glareolus (Bank vole) is the source of this 1604-nucleotide messenger RNA. The record is from RefSeq and is a predicted model, not a curated record. Lineage: Eukaryota; Metazoa; Chordata; Mammalia; Rodentia; Cricetidae.
CGGAGAGCUCUUGGCAUUCCAUGUGAUGUCACCAGUGUUGUAGCAACACCAACUGCCCUUAGGACAUUCCUCAGUGCCCAUGGGGUAGAGCAGCAGUCAUGUUCUCAAGACUGAGGAGUCUAAUUAGGAGAGCGGAUGGAGAACGUCCAGUGAACAGAGAGAGGCAGGAGGAGGCUGACUCUCAGUUUGGACGUAAAGUGGGAAGGAAUAAAUGGUUCUGGCGAAAACGCAAUGCUGCUACGGUGCCAUCAUCCAAACCAAGGCCCCAUACCCAGAAACAUGCAGAAGGAAAUGGAGAAGCUGACCACGGAGCUGCAGCUGAUGACCAGCCAAAGAAAUGAGCUGCGAGAUCACGUGAUCUUUAUCACGGAAGGAAAGGUGGAUGAUAGGCCCUACUACCCGCCCAAUCCCCUGAAUGAGAAAGUGAAGCUGCAGCACAAACAGGCCUUGUCAGCACUAAAGCGCCUGGAGAACGAGAACACCGAGGCCUCAGAACAGCUGAGUGAGCUGACCAGGGAGACCGUCCUGUAUCGGGGUGUGCACAGCUGGCUCCUGAUGCAGCAUACUCACCUGGAGAAGAAGGUGAACCUGCUGAGGCAGGAGAAGAAGAAAUUGCAGGAUGAUUGUGUCCUACUGAUGCACCACGUAGAGGACUUGAAAGUGCUCUGUAAGGACCAAGGAAAGAACAGUGAUGUCAACACCCAGCAACAACAGGAGCUCAGAGUUUGGUGGAAAGACUUCAGUUCCUGCUGAAGCAGAAGGAAACAAACACCCAGAAAAAGGACUUGGCAGAAAAGCUGCGGCAUCACUUUGAGUUCUCCCAGAUGAGGUCCAAAACACUCCAGCCUAAGGUAGAAGAGGCCACAGCCCAGGAUGAGAGCCACUUGCCCAAGGAGCUGCUACAGGAAGAGCCACCUGCUGAGCCCCAUCCCCAGCAACUACUGAAUUCCAGGGAUGAAUGUGGAUUCCACUGUGGAAUAGGCCUUGAGUAUGUCUAGCCAGUGACCCAGCAUGGCUGCUUCUGGGUCUUGAUUCCCUUUCCUUCUUGAUCACACCCCCUGAGAGAACUGAGGAAGCCAAAGGGAGCCAAGGAUACCUUGAAACCAUCACAUUCUUCACAUUAGGAUCAAGGCCUCCAGACAAAAAGACACCCCUUGUAUUUGUGAACUCACCAGCGAAGGAAAUACCAGCUGGCCAUGCCAGGUGGUCAUGCCCAAUCUGAUCCAUGUGUCUGUUGACUCAUUUCUCAUGAAGGAAAGAAAGCAUCAAAACCACGCUUGGGGUACAGAACACCAGAGACAAAAAUUACUCCAAACCCUGCAUCUACCAGCAAGCGGCCUCAGCCUUGGGGGGAACAUGACAUAGAACAAAAGAGAAAUGACUGCAGGCGUCUUGAAAAAGCUGUUCCAAUCGGUGACGGCCUUGCUCCCAUGUCUCUGAGGUGAGUCACAGCCUGUAGUAGGUCCUUGCUAUUCAAUCUGCCACAAGAGAAUGCAAAUUAGCUUAAUUUCUUGGUUGUUUUUGUUUUAGGUUUUUAUUUUUGGUUGUUUUGGUUUGGCUUUGUUAUUCUGAUAUUAUCUGUUCUUGUUAUUGAUUUUCGUAAU